AUGGGCGAGCUGGUAGAUUACAUUAUUUCACAUGAAGAUGCUUUCAGAAAAAAUCGGCUACCUUCGCUGUACUCUGAUUUCUCCAUCCAAAAGAAUACUAAUCCCGAUGGCUACGCUGUGAAUGUCGCUGCAUGGGAAAGUGCCCUUACGAAAGCGGCGCUGGCUGGAUAUGUUGCUUCUAAUAGCGCCUCUGGUCAGAAAAGGGACCACCUCUCUCUAAGUGCUGAUGAAAAUCUCUUGCGUGACCUCGAAAUCCCAGAAUGGGGUAGGCCAGUGGCUUUGGGGAGCGUUUUCGAUGAAGCUGUCCAAAAGCGAAGGAUGAUUCCACUAGAGCUAUAUAAAUCUAGUGCUUUCAGCUUGAAGACUAGUCGAUGGCGGGUUGUUGAUCCUGGAAUUCUGAGCCCAUGGAACGUCAUGAACUGGAGUCUGAGGCAACUCAAGGGACUGGUGGUAGGGACCGAGGGUACCGGGGCUACGCUCGACGUUCAGAGACUAGUUCUUGUUGAGAAUUUAGAGGAAGCUGCAAAACGCAUUAUCAAUACAGCGACGGGCAUCGACAUCUCUCCUUUAAAUCGAAUAUAUUCCAAGGAGAUGUUUGUAAAGAGGUUUGCAACAGUGCUAGACCAGGGUACGGCGCUUUCAGAUAACGAUUUUGAUAUUCUACUCCUACAUCUAUCCCGAGACAUCAAAGCCGCUGCAUACGAUGGAAAGACUAUAAAAUUUCACAGUGGCGGUGACAGCUCACCAAUUGCGCAUGAAGAUUCAACUAUUGCUUCGAUAAAGACCCUGAUAUCCAAUCUCACAGAACAGGCUCUCAAGCUAGAACAGAAGAUAAAUGAAUUAAACUUGACUGCUAAAGUCUCACUAAAUAACAAGAAUCGCAUCUCAGCACUCUCCGCUCUCAAGUCAAGAAAAAUUGCAGAGCACAAUCUCAAGCAACGAUCUGAUACAUUGAAUCAAUUAGAGGAAGUUUACAACAAGAUCGAGCAGGCUGUUGGUCAAGUUGAGAUUGUACGUGUUAUGGAAGCUAGUACUGGCGUCUUGCGUAGUCUCCAUGCCCAAACGGGCGGAAUUGAGACUGUUGAAAAGGUGGUCGAGAACCUUCGUGAGGAGAUGUCCAAAGUCGACGAAAUUGGCAAUGCCAUUGAUGAGGCCGCUCCUGUGAUUGAUGAAGGUGAGAUUGAUGCCGAGCUUGAAGCGCUUGAGAAGCAGGAACAGCGAGAGAAAGAGGACGAAGAAGAAAAGAAUACCAGAGAAAAGCUAGCAGAGCUAGACAGCCAGAAACAUGCUGCACAAGAAGUAGCACGCAAACUAGCAGAACUGCAGAAGAAUACGGAAUCAGCGGAUGAUUCGCUUUUGGCGGUGAGUAUUGGAAAGCUUUCUAAUAUGUCUCUGGAUGAGGCAGAAAUGGAAAGGAAGAAGCAGGUUGAAGAAGAGCCUACUCCUGCGCAAUGA
Messenger RNA from Talaromyces proteolyticus, 1455 nucleotides. RefSeq names its product putative vacuolar sorting protein SNF7 family protein. Gene Ontology annotation, cellular component: ESCRT III complex; cytoplasmic side of plasma membrane; multivesicular body. Gene Ontology annotation, biological process: vesicle budding from membrane; late endosome to vacuole transport via multivesicular body sorting pathway. Bases 1 to 1455 code for a protein of 484 amino acids. The transcript is spliced from 5 exons. Lineage: Eukaryota; Fungi; Ascomycota; Eurotiomycetes; Eurotiales; Trichocomaceae. The record is from RefSeq and is a predicted model, not a curated record.